This is a messenger RNA of Acanthoscelides obtectus, 1155 nucleotides long. The record is from the annotation of a GenBank genome assembly. NCBI's taxonomy places the organism in Eukaryota, Metazoa, Arthropoda, Insecta, Coleoptera, Chrysomelidae.
AUGAACCCUGCUCGUGCUCAGAAAGUGAACAGAUUUAUCGUAAAUGACCAUUUCUCAAAAUUAAAAGAAAUUCUUUUGGAACUAGAUAUUAUGGAUAAGCCAGAAAGAAUUUUCAAUGUUGAUGAAAAAGGCUGUACGCUAAACUUGCAUCAUCAACCAAGUGUACUAGCAAAAAGAGGGGCAAAACGGGUACACCUGUUAGCUCCAGAGCACGGAGAAAACGUUACAAUUGUCUCCUAUGGCAAUGCCUUGGGUAAUUCUAUUCCACCGGCAAUUUUAUUCAAAGGUAAAAGGAUGAAGCCUGAAUGGAAACAUACGCUACCACCGGGAUCACUGGUCAAUAUGACUCCCACAGGUAACAUAAACGUUAUUACAUUUUGCAUUUGGAUUGAGCAUUUGGCUAAGUAUAAGCCCCCGGGAAAAUGUCUUUUGAUUUUUGAAGGUGCCAAAUGUCAUCUGGACCAUAAAAUCGUUGAUGUAGUAGAAAAGCAUGACAUUGUACUUUAUUGCUUGCCCAGCAAUACUACACAUGAGUUACAGCCAAUGGACAACGCGAUCUUUCGUUCCUUUGAAUACAACUGGGAUGAUAAGGUACUCCGGUAUUGGACAAGAUACAAAGAUCGAAACAUCACAAAGCAGCGAUUUGGUGAAAUUUUCAAUGCUGUGUGGGAUAAAAGUUUGACGCCAGCAAAUAUAAAAGCAGGCUUUGCCACAACCGGUAUAUUUCCAUUUAAUCCCGAAGCAAUAUCGGAAUUGGCAUAUGCUCCUAGUGAAGUUACCCAAGUGAGAGAUGAACCAGAAGGAUCCACUGCUAAACCUAUCUUCGAAACUACCAGAGCAGCAUCUCCUAAACCAGGCCCAUCAAAUUUCCGUAAACGGCCAAGAACACCGAGUAGCUCUUCUGGUGACAGCCCAGAAAAAGAAAACACGCCUCCAUUUCUGAUUACCUCGGAUUCAGACGAUGAUAUGUGCUCAUCAAACCAACCUCUGAAUAAAUCAUUAACAGAAAUGUUGGAAACCCCGGAUAAAAUUGUAAAAUCAGUAGAAAAUAUAAGGCAGAAGGCUAUAAACAGUCGAUCGCUUGUAGUGAAAAAGCAGUUUUUAACAAAAACUAUACAAGUACAUCCAAAGUUGCGUCAGCACCCAAAGGUAUAA